Amaranthus tricolor (Joseph's coat) is the source of this 1029-nucleotide messenger RNA. RefSeq names its product cytochrome c biogenesis protein CcsA-like. Gene Ontology annotation, molecular function: heme binding. The record is from RefSeq and is a predicted model, not a curated record. Lineage: Eukaryota; Viridiplantae; Streptophyta; Magnoliopsida; Caryophyllales; Amaranthaceae. Gene Ontology annotation, biological process: cytochrome complex assembly. The transcript has a single exon. Gene Ontology annotation, cellular component: plasma membrane. The coding region runs from base 37 to 999 and encodes 320 amino acids.
AAAUAAUGAAAAUGCAUUUUUUUUUAAUUUUAUAUUAUGAUUUUUUCCACUUUAGAGCAUAUUUUAACUCAUAUUUCCUUUUCAACGGUUUCCGUUGUAAUUAUACUCCAUUUGAUCACUUUAUUAGUCAAUGAAAAAGUAGGACUAUAUAAUUCAUUCGAAAACGGCAUGAUAGUUACUUUUUUCUGUCUAACAGGAUUAUUAAUUACUCGUUGGGUUUAUUGGAAACAUUUACCAUUAAGUGAUCUAUAUGAAUCAUUAAUCUUCCUUUCCUGGAGUUUCUACCUUAGUCAUUUGAUUCCAUAUUUUUUUAAAAAAGAUAAAAAUUCGUUAAGUGCAAUAACUGCGCCAAGUGCUAUUUUGACUCAAGGAUUUGCUACUUCGGGCUUUUUAACAGAAAUGCAUCAAUCCGCAAUAUUAGUACCCGCUCUCCAAUCUCAAUGGUUAAUGAUGCAUGUAAGUAUGAUGGUAUUAGGUUAUGCAGCUCUUUUAUGUGGAUCAUUAUUAUCAGUAACACUUCUAACGAUUACAUUUCAAAAAUAUAUUUUUGAUAAACGAAAAUAUGUAUUAAAUAAGUCAUUUUUCUUCGCUGAGAUUCAAUACAUGAAUGAAAAAACCAAUAGUGUCCAAGACACUUCGUCCUUUUAUGUUCGAAAUUAUUACAGAUCCCAAUUGAUUGAACAGCUGGAUCAUUGGAGUUAUCGUGUUAUUAGUCUAGGCUUUAUCUUUUUAACUAUGGGUAUUCGUUCAGGAGCAGUAUGGGCCAAUGAGGCGUGGGGAUCGCAUUGGAAUUGGGACCCCAAAGAAACUUGGGCAUUUAUCACUUGGACCGUAUUUGCAAUUUAUUUACAUAUCCGAACAAAUAGAAAUUUUCGGAGUGCAAGUUCUGCAAUUCUGGCGUUUAUAGGUUUUCUUAUAAUUUGGAUAUGCUAUUUUGGGGUCAAUCUAUUAGGAAUAGGGCUACAUAGUUAUGGUUCAUUUCCAUUAACGCUUAAUUAAAUGGAAGAAAAGACCUUACAAAUACAAAUA